AUGAUGCUAUGUUUAUCCCGUGCUACACGUUUAGUCCGAUUGAUAACAAAUACAUCUUCAAAAUAUCGGUGCAAAGCAGAUGAUGUUUCAGCGUCAUUUGAAAGCAGAAUUAAGACAGGACCAGGGUUAAAAGAUUUUAUAAUAACACCUGAAACUGAAAUCGUUACUCAUCCACCAUACAUACCUUAUUUGCCUGAUUUUAUUCAGGAUACAUCUAAACGAAAAGUUUUCUUUGAUGUAUAUGGAUGUCAGAUGAAUUUAAACGAUACCGAAAUUGUUUGGUCAAUUUUGAAGAAAGAGGGGUUUGAGAAAACUGCUGUCGAAGAGGACGCUGAUAUAUUCCUUGUAAUGACUUGUGCUAUCCGAGAAGGAGCUGAGACUAAGAUAUGGCACCGAUUAGAUCAUUUAAGAGGUUUUAAAAGAAGACGAGCACUAUCAAAAAAUAGAGAUAGACCUGUAAAGAUUGGCAUUUUAGGUUGUAUGGCUGAAAGGCUAAAAGAGAUGUUAAUUGAGAAAGAAAAGGCUGUUGAUAUUGUGGCAGGUCCUGACAGCUACAGAGACCUACCAAGACUUCUAGCUCUCACAGAAAAUGGGCAAACAGCUGUAAAUGUACUGCUUUCUCUUGAUGAAACAUAUGCUGAUGUUGUUCCAGUUAGGUUAAACAAGGAUAGUGUGUCAGCAUUUAUUUCAAUAAUGCGUGGUUGUGAUAACAUGUGUACAUACUGUAUAGUUCCUUUUACUAGAGGUCGAGAAAGGUCUCGCCCAAUAGACUCCAUUGUAGAAGAAGUUAGACAACUGUCAGAACAAGGAGUAAAGGAGGUGACUCUUUUGGGUCAAAAUGUGAACAGUUACAGAGACACCACACAGCAAACUGAAAAAUAUGACACACAAUUGGCUAAAGGUUUCAAAACAGUGUACAAAAGUAAGAAAGGAGGGCUACGCUUUGCAGAUUUGUUGGACAAAGUGUCGUCUGUGGACUCCGAGAUGAGGAUAAGGUUCACUGCAGCUCAUCCCAAAGAUUUUCCUGAUGAGGUGUUACAAGUGAUAAGAGAGCGUCCGAACAUCUGUAAGAUGUUGCAUCUUCCAGCUCAGUCUGGUUCCAGCAGUGUGCUGGAGCGAAUGCGGCGAGGGUACACGAGGGAGGCUUAUCUUUCCUUAGUGAGACAUGUCCGGGAUAAUAUACAGGGUGUGGGCCUCUCGACGGACAUGAUCUGUGGCUUCUGUGGUGAAACAGAAGAGGAGUUCGAAGAAACCUUGACGCUCAUGGAAGAAGUGGAUUACAAUGUCGCCUUCCUCUUUCCCUACAGCAUGAGAGAGAAAACGGCUGCUUAUCGUCGAUACGAAGACGACGUUCCCGAACAAAUAAAGAAAGAGCGCCACAACAGGAUGGUCGAGCUCUAUCGACGGAAAUGUGAGGAAAUAAACAGAAAGGAAAUUGGCAACAAUCACCUCGUUUUGGUCGAAGGGAUCGCCCCGAAGUCGGGGAAGAUAUUGGGCAGAAACGAAUUUUACCUCAAAGUGUUGUUUGAUCAGAGAGAAAUCCCGUCAAGUGAGGGCAUGAGGGAGGUGAAGCCGGGGGAUUACGUUAGUGUAAGAAUAAGUGCGGCGAAGGCGUCGGUUUUCCACGGAGAAGCCCUUUGUCAUAGCAGUAUUGAGGAGUUUUAUAGGAACACGAGUUGGGCAGAGAGACAGAACAUGUAA
Pieris macdunnoughi is the source of this 1701-nucleotide messenger RNA. The record is from the annotation of a GenBank genome assembly. Lineage: Eukaryota; Metazoa; Arthropoda; Insecta; Lepidoptera; Pieridae.